GGGGUCGGGGUCGGGGGGACGAUGUCUCCCGCCAGUCCGGCUUUGCUGCUCUGGGUUUACUUCACCACAUUGUGGCGUCGCGGUGAGGCGGUGGGAGACAGUUCUGCAAACCAACUAAAGGUGGUCAAAGUCCAUUCGGAAAACAUCACCCGUAUCCUGGACAGACUGCUGGACGGCUAUGACAACAGACUCCGACCAGGAUUUGCAGGUCCUGUGACUGAAGUGAAAACCGAUAUCUAUGUGACAAGUUUUGGUCCUGUAUCUGAUGUCGAAAUGGAAUAUACCAUGGAUGUCUUUUUUCGUCAGACCUGGAUUGACGAGAGGUUGAAGUUUGAGGGACCCAUUGAAAUCCUGCGGCUGAACAAUCUGAUGGUCAGUAAGAUCUGGACGCCCGACACCUUUUUCAGAAACGGAAAGAGAUCCAUCGCUCACAACAUGACGACUCCCAACAAGCUCUUCAGGAUCAUGAAGAACGGCACCGUGCUCUACACCAUGAGACUCACUAUAAACGCGGAAUGUCCCAUGAGACUGGUGAACUUCCCAAUGGACGGACAUGCUUGUCCCCUCAAGUUUGGCAGCUAUGCAUAUCCGAAAAGCGAAAUCAUUUAUACAUGGAAGAAAGGCCCUUUGUAUUCAGUUGAAGUGCCUGAAGAAUCCUCAAGUUUGCUUCAAUACGAUCUGGUGGGGCAGACGGUGUCCAGUGAAACUAUGAAAUCGAACACAGGUGAAUACAUAGUUAUGACCGUGUAUUUUCACCUAAAAAGGAAGAUGGGCUACUUUGUCAUUCAGACUUACAUUCCUUGCAUUAUGACAGUAAUUCUCUCUCAAGUGUCUUUCUGGAUUAAUAAGGAGUCUGUCCCAGCUAGAACAGUAUUCGGCAUCACUACGGUCCUCACCAUGACGACGCUGAGCAUCAGUGCCCGCCACUCCCUACCCAAGGUUUCGUACGCGACCGCCAUGGACUGGUUCAUCGCUGUGUGUUUCGCUUUUGUCUUUUCCGCGCUGAUUGAAUUCGCGGCCGUGAACUACUUCACCAACCUGAAGGCCGAGAAGGACCAAAGGAAAGCAGCCAGAGCCGCGGCGUUUGCAGCAGUGACCGGAGUGUGCGAGACCGAGGAGGUCAUCUCGCACUCAGACUCCGAAUGCAACUUGAAGAAAAGGGUCAAUUCUCUGGUACAUCGAAGGCAGUCGGCAGCCAAUGCAUCAGUAGGUGAUGCCAGUAUUAUCACCACCGCACCACACACCUGCACCCCACCUUGUGUUCCCAUCUUUCCACAAGGUGCCCACACUGGUACUAGCAAAAUAGACCAGUACGCCAGGAUCUUAUUCCCGCUCUCGUUUGGAGCAUUCAAUCUGGUGUAUUGGGUCGUGUACCUCUCAAAAGAUACUAUGGAAAUGAGCAGUAAUAUUUAAUGUGACGAUGCCAUACGUUGCAGGUACAGUAUAUACAAUUAGACGGUAUUGUGUCAGUGUAUAUAGAUACCUAAGGAGUGCGUUAGAAAUAAGGGUUUGUGACAACUGAGUUAACAACACAAGAUGUUGAAGACAAGAUGUGACAAGAUACCUUCUACCUUGAAGCCCAUUCUUGUACAUUCUUGGCUUCUUUCUAACACGUACAGCAUCAAAACCCUCACUGGACAAGCAAGGUUUGGAUUGUGAAUGGAAAUAGAGCAGAGAGGCAAUAAAAUAAUUUGACAAUACAAACAUUACAGAGCGUAUUGAGAGCGCUAAACUCAAUGGAUU
This is a messenger RNA of Callorhinchus milii (elephant shark), 1743 nucleotides long. RefSeq names its product gamma-aminobutyric acid type A receptor subunit alpha6b (gene gabra6b). NCBI's taxonomy places the organism in Eukaryota, Metazoa, Chordata, Chondrichthyes, Chimaeriformes, Callorhinchidae. The transcript has 9 exons. Gene Ontology annotation, molecular function: inhibitory extracellular ligand-gated monoatomic ion channel activity; transmitter-gated monoatomic ion channel activity involved in regulation of postsynaptic membrane potential; GABA-gated chloride ion channel activity. Bases 22 to 1413 code for a protein of 463 amino acids. Gene Ontology annotation, biological process: synaptic transmission, GABAergic; gamma-aminobutyric acid signaling pathway; nervous system process. The record is from RefSeq and is a predicted model, not a curated record. Gene Ontology annotation, cellular component: postsynapse; synapse; dendrite membrane.